AUGUAUAUAUAUGGCGGAUAUGAAGUAAAUGAAGGAAUAUUAAGCGAUUUUUACUCGAUGAUAAUAAAAAAUUCGAAAUAAUAUAAAUGGGAUAAAAUAAUACAAAAAAAUGUAUAAAAACCAUACCCAGGACCAUUAAUGAGACAUACUGCGGUUAUUUUUAAAGAUAAAAUGUACAUUUUUGGAGGAAAUAAAUAAUCUAUGAAAUCAUCAAAUGAUAUAUGGACAUAUGAUUUAAUAAAUGAUGAAUGGGAAAUUUUAGAACCAAAAGACGGAAUAAAACCGCCUUAAUUGGAUUCUCAUUGCGCAACUGUAGAUGAUACAAGAGCUUUUAUGUAUAUUUUCGGUGGAUUUUCAGAUUAAAAAGAUUCUUUUGGAGGUUAUUAAAAUAGUCUUUGGUAAUUUAAUUUUGAUUUUUGUAUAUGGUAAGAUAUUGGAGAAUAAUCUAAAAUACAACCUUGUAAAAGAUCUGGAGCAUGUAUUACUAUAUUAGGACAAAAAAUAUAUAUGUUUGGUGGAACUGUAGUAGAUAUUAAAUUUAAUGAUAUAUGGAAAUUCGACAUACAUUAAAAAGAAUGGGAAUAAAUAUAAAUAUAAAAAAAUCAAAUACAACCAGAAACAAGAAAUGGACAUAGCUUAAUAAAUUACAAAGAUAAUUUAAUUGUUUUUGGAGGUAUACAUGAUAUAACACACGAAAAAAACGAUAUGUACGUAUUUUCUCCUAAUGAUAAAUAAUGGCAUAUAAUUGAUGAUGAUACUUCUCAUUAAUAAAAAAAAGAAUAAGAUAGUAUUAUCUAAUCAUCAAAUGUAUUAGAAAAAAAUAAUUAAGAUAAGUCAAUUGUAAAUGAAUUAUCAUUAAACACUAGCAUUUUUAAAACAUAAGAUGAUUAAACAAUUAAAAAUUCAAAAAAUUAAAAAACAAUAAUAAUUUUAGUUCCUAAAAUGUAUUUAAGAAAAGCUAUUAAAGUAUAUUAAGAAAUCCAGAUAGUCAUUUAGUAACAAUUGAAGAUGAAAUUAAGAUUUAAAAUAAUAAUUAAAUGGAAGAAAAUAGAAAAAAAAAGAUAUAAAUGAAAAAAAUGAAUCUUUUAUAGGAAUUUGAAUUAAAUGAAUAUGAAAAAUAAAAUUUUAGAAAUAUAUCACCUACAACCGAAACUAUGAAAAAUAGUAUAGCCUCAGUUGGAAAUCCUUUUGAAAAAAAUAAAAAUUUUACAAAGAAUUUAGAUUAGAGUAAACUUGGUAUAAAUUAAGCAGGAGGGUAUGUUAUUGAUUUAAAAUAAAAUAAAAUAAUGGGCAAAAGACCAUGUGCUAGAGACGGACAUUCUGCUAUUAUUUGUGAUAAU
This is a messenger RNA of Ichthyophthirius multifiliis, 1340 nucleotides long. Its product is annotated as kelch motif family protein, putative. Gene Ontology annotation, molecular function: protein binding. Gene Ontology annotation, cellular component: Golgi apparatus. The transcript is spliced from 6 exons. The record is from RefSeq and is a predicted model, not a curated record. NCBI's taxonomy places the organism in Eukaryota, Ciliophora, Oligohymenophorea, Hymenostomatida.